AUGUUGAUAUUCGGCGAAUCGCUGAUGCCGGCGGUGUCUAUCCUGCUGUCGGUGUAUGCCUAUAGCCUGGGUGAUGCUUCGGUGGUGGCGGCGGUACUGGCGACGCGGCCGCUCUUCGUGUUCGUGGCUUCCACGGUGUUGUCGAGGGUGCGGUGGCAGCUGCUGGACGAAUCGUUGACACCGCAGGCGCUGGCGGUGAAGGGUGUGUCGGUAUUGUUGAUUGUUGGCGGGGUUGGCGCGCUCAGUCUGGCGUGA
Messenger RNA from Geodia barretti, 255 nucleotides. Lineage: Eukaryota; Metazoa; Porifera; Demospongiae; Tetractinellida; Geodiidae. The record is from the annotation of a GenBank genome assembly.